AAUACCAGUAUGCUGUAGCUACAAUGCCCCGUUCGAAUUGUGCAUAUAUAAUGUAUCCUUCGACUUUCUAUUUCAAUGCUGAAGCGUCUUUAACCAGUCCAAACGAAAGGUUUGGCAUAUUCAGUGUACUUUUAACAUGCCUCUAGCAGGUUCCAUUAGUAGCAUAGACUGGGAGCCUGGGUUCGAGACUAUGGCAGUCCAUGGUGGCCAAGAGCCCGAUCCUGGCAACGGCUCAAGAGCUGUGCCGAUUUUCCAAACAGCGAGUUAUGUUUUCGAGAACGCCGAAGACGGCGCGGCAAAGUGUUCAUGGAAUAAGGAUGGUUAUCUCUAUACUCGUCUAGGAAACCCUACAAAUAGUGUCUUUGAGAAAAGAAUGGCAAUGCUAGAGGGAGGCGUUGGUGCAAUAGCUACAGCAUCUGGACACUCCGCGCAGUUCAUGGCCUUGACGCAAUGCUGCGAGCCAGGCCAUAAUAUCGUCAGCACGAGUUGGUUAUACGGCGGCACGUUUAACCAGUUUCGUGUUUACCUGCCCAAAUUUAACAUCAAAGUCAAAUGGGUCCUAGGGAAUGAUCCUAUUGAUCUCGAUAAGGCUGUUGAUGAAGAUACAUGA
Messenger RNA from Annulohypoxylon truncatum, 610 nucleotides. Its product is annotated as Cys/Met metabolism PLP-dependent enzyme-domain-containing protein. The record is from RefSeq and is a predicted model, not a curated record. Lineage: Eukaryota; Fungi; Ascomycota; Sordariomycetes; Xylariales; Hypoxylaceae. The coding region runs from base 137 to 610 and encodes 157 amino acids. Gene Ontology annotation, molecular function: pyridoxal phosphate binding; transferase activity, transferring alkyl or aryl (other than methyl) groups. The transcript has 4 exons. Gene Ontology annotation, biological process: transsulfuration.